Molecule: messenger RNA, 3934 nt
Organism: Gorilla gorilla gorilla (western lowland gorilla)
Lineage: Eukaryota; Metazoa; Chordata; Mammalia; Primates; Hominidae
Gene: SYPL2
Product: synaptophysin like 2
Exons: 6
Coding region: 517-1341 (274 amino acids)
Cellular component (GO): synaptic vesicle; synaptic vesicle membrane
Source: RefSeq, a predicted model, not a curated record
UGCGUCCAGGUGCGCCUGGCUAGGGUUUCCGACGGCCGCGGUGUCUCGGUGGGGACCGGUCCCGGAGGCUUCGGCCAGGAGGACCCAGAGCACCCCCCCACCCACCCCCCGCGGCGGAACUAACCACGGAGGCCUCUGGUCCCUUUAAGGUGCCCGGCGAGCGGAGAAAGGGAGCAGAGGGGGCGGGAGGAGGGUUCGGGAGCGCACGCCACGUGACUCGGCGGCCAAGUUCGCUGCGAGUUUGACAGAAGUUUGAAUCCGAGUCGGGGGCUUUCUGCUGCCGGCGGUGCACCGCGGCGGCCGCAGCCUCUGAGAGCACGAACAGCAGCGCCCCCGCGUCCCAGCCAGCCAGCCAGCCAGCCAGCCUGGACUCCGGCCCACCGACGGCCGCUCGCGCUCCAGCCCCGCUCGCCUGCUCUGCCCCGGACCUGCAGCUCCCCGCUCCCCCGCGGUGUCCGCCGCCUCCUGGCCAGAGAGCCAAGCCCCCACGCCGCUCCCAGCGCUCGCCGCGCCAGCAUGUCCUCGACCGAGAGCGCCGGCCGCACGGCGGACAAGUCGCCGCGCCAGCAGGUGGACCGCCUACUCGUGGGGCUGCGCUGGCGGCGGCUGGAGGAGCCGCUGGGCUUCAUCAAAGUUCUCCAGUGGCUCUUUGCUAUUUUCGCCUUCGGGUCCUGUGGCUCCUACAGCGGGGAGACAGGAGCAAUGGUUCGCUGCAACAACGAAGCCAAGGACGUGAGCUCCAUCAUCGUUGCAUUUGGCUAUCCCUUCAGGUUGCACCGGAUCCAAUAUGAGAUGCCCCUCUGCGAUGAAGAGUCCAGCUCCAAGACCAUGCACCUCAUGGGGGACUUCUCUGCACCCGCCGAGUUCUUCGUGACCCUUGGCAUCUUUUCCUUCUUCUAUACCAUGGCUGCCCUAGUUAUCUACCUGCGCUUCCACAACCUCUACACAGAGAACAAACGCUUCCCGCUGGUGGACUUCUGUGUGACUGUCUCCUUCACCUUCUUCUGGCUGGUAGCUGCAGCUGCCUGGGGCAAGGGCCUGACCGAUGUCAAGGGGGCCACACGACCAUCCAGCUUGACAGCAGCCAUGUCCGUGUGCCAUGGAGAGGAAGCAGUGUGCAGUGCCGGGGCCACGCCCUCUAUGGGCCUGGCCAACAUCUCCGUGCUCUUUGGCUUUAUCAACUUCUUCCUGUGGGCCGGGAACUGUUGGUUUGUUUUCAAGGAGACCCCGUGGCAUGGACAGCGCCAGGGCCAGGACCAGGACCAGGACCAGGACCAGGACCAGGGCCAGGGUCCCCGCCAGGAGAGUGCAGCUGAGCAGGGAGCAGUGGAGAAGCAGUAAGCAGCCCCCCAGCUGGCUAUUCCCGAACUGGACAGCACCUCUUCAACCACCUCCGGCUUCCAGGACCUUUCUCUUCCUCCUCCUCCAAUUCCCGUCCCCCAUUAUUCUGGUCUUUGAGCUUUGAGACGAUGGGCAGGCAUCAGCUGUUGAAAACCUGGGCAGCCCUCUCAGUGGCUUCCUAUCCUCCUUCUUGCUGGAGCCAUGAAUGGCAGGAGCUCAGUGCUUCUUGUCCAGUGCCUGGACCCAGGUAUCUUACUUGGGGUCUUACUUGUACCCUUACAGUCUCUGAGAACCAGCCUCUGCUGCAGGUGAGGGUUGGGGGCAGGAAACCAGUGCUCUGAGACUGGUUCCUAGCAGCCACCUUUCUGUCAACCUGUCCAGCUUCAACAAUAUUAGGGGGAAGGGAAAUCAGCUAGUAGCCUUCCCCUCUGGUCCCUUGUGUGGAGGCCCCAAUAGUGGUUUGGCAACCCCUCCUCAGUGGCUGUCAUCUAGUCCCUGCGUCUGAUCUCCAGUCAUCCCAUGACUCAGUGUGCCUUCCACUGUCUUCUCUGGCCUCUGCCUGCCCACAGAAUCCACCAUGUGUGAACCAGAGAGGUCCACCAGCCUAGAAAACAGCCCUUCAGAGGGUCCUGAUGAGGCCUUCCUGGACUCAGCUGGGAGCAAGAUAAAUUGCAACUGAGUUGCAGCUUCAAGAAAGUAAAGCCAGUAAGCUUGCUGGCAGAAUCAAUUUCUUCUAUCCCCUCAAUCCUCCCACCCACCAGGCUGGGGCACUUUCCACCAACACUCUAAACUCUACUUUAGAAACGCCCUAUCUUCCUCCCUGUCAUCCUUCUUGGUCUCACACUUAAGACUCAAAAAUGUGGAGUCAGGACCUGCCUCCUAAUCCCCUUACUUCUCUGUCCAUCUCCCUUCCCCAGCAUCGUGCAUCUGAGGCAUUUGAGAUCCUUUUUGAAGUCUCUCCAGGCCUUCCUUUUAUUCCUGUGGGGCCAGACACGGGCUUAGGAAGGGCCAAAGGACCAUCAGGAGGCUAAGUUGCCCCAGAGCCCCAGGAUGGAUGGGCCCAUUUUUUCCUUAUUCCCUGCUCAGUUUUUUCCCCUGCUCCUUCUCUAGUCCUUCUUUCAUAUUUCUCCUUCUCCUCUUGAAAACAGGAUGUUCCCUCUUCCCUUGCCGUCCCAUUUCUCCCCUGUGUCUUUAUUUCUCCCAGUCUCUAUCCCCUCUCAAGUCCAGGGCAGGCCGAUGCUAUUGGUGCUUCUUCACUUUGGGACCCAGUUCCAUAUUUGUCUUUAGUGUAUAUCCUCUUCCUGAUACCUCCUUCAGUCCCUCUCUGGGCCCCAAGGCUGAGAAUCAGUGUUAACUGGGUAAGGAUCAUUUGCUUCCUACCCAGCUCAAUCUGCCCUGGCCAUAGGGCUUCCCAGGGAAGGAAGAAGAGGGAAGAAUCCAACCACUUUCCAAUCCAGUGCCAAUUGGCCUACUAAGCAUCCUAAAGGUGAAUGUGCCCUGUGCCAAUCUCUCCUCAGGACUGAGUCAACCCCCUUCAACCUCCUCACCUCUCUAAACACCAUCCAUAGUAACAUGUGCAUUACUGGGGUACCUAGGAGUCAGGACUUUUGACUUCAGGCCAGUCAUUUCCUCCCGAUGGGGAAAGGGUGAGAUUUACAUCCCCAAAUGCUUGAGUCCCUCAGUGAAAGAAUUAGUUUUUGUUUGUUUGUUUAAGAUUUUGGGGAAGAGAUUUGAGGAGGAAAGAAAGGAGAUGGGGUGAGAGGGUUUUUAAGUCUGAAACUCUCUGUCAUGAGCUGUCCCCAUGGUUACUCAAGGACAAGGGGGGACAGUUUUGCCUACAGCUCCAGAGACACAGAGAACAAAGGGGCGACCUUCAUUUUUCUUCAAGCCGGCCUCUGUGGGGGUCUGUGAGCAGCUUCUACUGGAUCUUUGUUUGGAUUCUGUGUCUGUAUUUAUAAUUUAUUUGAAAUGUGCUGGGUAGUGUUCUCAUUUGGGGGCUGAAGUUAGCAACUGGGCCUUCAGCUAGGGAAAGCAGUUGCGGGCAGGGGGUGGGGGGAGAUUAUAUUCACUCCUGCCAAGGACUCCCAGCCCAGAACUCUCUUUAGAGCAAGGAAGGCUCGUUCUCUUUCUUCUCAAGAGGCUCUCUUGUUCUCCAUCAGGAGAGCCUUGAUUUAGGCUAUGGCCUCACUCUCUAUGGCCACCCUAAGAGGAAAGGCUACUUCACCUCAUUACCUCCAGAGGGCUGGGCAGGGCCAAGUGCCUCAUAGGACUCAUGUUCUCUCCAACCAGGGCUGGCAUCACUGCUUUGCAAAGUGGGGCCUGAGGUAGAAGAAGGUGUCUGGUUUCUCCAGCUGCUGUAGGAGGCUAAUGGGCAGGGUACUUGCCCUUUUGUCCCACUAGACUCUAACCCAGCACCAGGGUGCCCACCUAGGACCUUUCCUGGACAUGAGUUUCCUUCACUAUCAUAGUCAUGAGCCUCCUACUUCUGGGAUUGCAGAUCGGGGUGGGGGGAGAAUGUUGCAUGUUGUUUUCUGGUGCUUGUUAUUAUAUAUUUGAAUAAACAGUGCUGCAAGUACUUGCCAUGAAGGAUCUG